Molecule: messenger RNA, 2116 nt
Organism: Arachis duranensis
Lineage: Eukaryota; Viridiplantae; Streptophyta; Magnoliopsida; Fabales; Fabaceae
Product: protein trichome berefringence-like 7
Exons: 5
Coding region: 399-1652 (417 amino acids)
Cellular component (GO): Golgi apparatus
Molecular function (GO): O-acetyltransferase activity
Source: RefSeq, a predicted model, not a curated record
UGUUGCAGAUGCGUGUGUUUAGUAAUUGUCUGAUGGCACACAGAUAUCUGUCUUAAUCUUAACAACUCGGAAUCAGUUGUCUCCCUCCGCGUUCUUCUAUUCUGUUGUUCUUUCAGUUUAUCUAUUUGAUUUAGAGCUCCAACUUCUAACCACUACCACCGAUUCCCACAAAGAUUUUAACUGUUCCAAUUUUCUGCAUCUGGGUGUCUUUCUCUCUCCCAAAGAUCGAAUCUUUCCUAUCUAGGUCCUCUGGAUUUGCAAUCUUUCUUUUCAAGGUUGAACUUUGCUGGUUAUUCAGAUUUUCACAAGGGUCAGUGGGGUUAGCUUUGUUGCGAUGCUAGUUUCCUUUGACGAGCUGAUUGCGUAAGCGGUAAUGGCUGUGGAGUUGGAGUGUGACAAUGAGUGUGUUGAAUAGGAGCAUUUCAUUGAACAGGAAUGGAUCAUUCAAUCGAAGGGGCUUCAGUGUUGGCCUUGCAAGCCCCAAGGUCGCCAAUCACGUUCGAUUUGGAUGGGUCUCUUUGAGAAUUCAGGUUCUUGUUAUCAUUGCCUCUGUCAUUUCCUUCUUUGUAGCAAUUGGUUGUGGCUACAUUUAUGUGCUUCCUAGCGUUAGCCAUGCUCUCUUAAAUGCCCAAGGUCUCUUAUCUGACCACAACGAUAACGAAUUACUCACAAGCUGUGAUGUCUUUGAUGGAAGCUGGGUUCAGGUCCAAGGGUACCCUUUGUACAAUGCCACUGAGUGUCCCUUUGUGGAAAAAGGAUUCAAUUGUUUGGGGAAUGGAAGGGUUGACACGGAUUAUCUCAGCUGGAGGUGGAAACCAAAGGGUUGUAACAUUCCAACGUUUGAUGUGCGUAGCGUUUUGGAAAUGCUGAGGAGCAAAAGGGUUGUUUUUGUUGGUGAUUCAAUGAGUAGAACACAGUGGGAAUCUAUGAUUUGUAUGCUUAUGGCUGGUGUUGAGGAUAAGAGUGGUGUUUAUGAAGUCAAUCAAAAUAACAUAACAAAGCGAAUUAGGUUCUUGGGGGUUAGGUUCAGUGCCUUCAACUUCACCAUUGAGUUUUUCCGGUCGGUUUUCCUUGUGCAGCAGGGUAAUUUGCCCAGAUAUAUGCAAAGGCCAAGGAGGGUGAAAUCCACCCUUAUGCUGGACAAGUUAGAUGAUAUAAGUGACCAGUGGGUUAAUUCAGAUGUUCUGAUAUUCAACACUGGCCAUUGGUGGGUGCCAUCUAAGCUUUUUGACAUGAUUCCAAUUGCAUUUGAAACUUGGGCAUCAUGGGUUGAAAGAGAGAUCGAUAGAAAUAGAACGCGCAUCUUCUUUAGGACUUAUGAGCCAUCUCACUGGAGUGAUCAAACCUUCAGGCAGUGCAAUGUGACUAAGUACCCUGCCCCAGAAACUGAGGGAAGGGACCAGAGCUUGUUUUUGGACACGGUUUUGGAAGUGGUUAAGAAUGUCAGAGUUCCUAUAAAUGUUCUCCGCGUUACUUCUAUGUCGUCUUUCCGGAGCGAUGGACAUGUUGGUAAUUGGAGUGAUAAUCCAUCCAUUCAAGAUUGUAGUCACUGGUGUCUACCAGGAGUACCUGAUAUGUGGAAUGAAAUUGUCCUGUCCCAACUCUUUUCCAACAAUGAAACCCCUUAUCGGCAAAUGGAAAUUGCAGAAUAAAUACAGUUGGAAUACUUCAAAUUCAAGUCAUAAGCUCAAGUCUUAAUAGAACUCAACCUUUAUUUCACAUCAACGAAUUAAAGAGAUAACAUUCUUUGUGAUUACAAGCAUACCUUGAAGUUCAGAUGCUUCUUAAGAAGUUAGGAUGGUUAAGAUUUGUCCCCACACUAGCACCGUAAAUCUUGUCGCAUCUCAGUCUGCAAUUGUUGAGUUCUUUCAUCUACCACGGGUUUUCUGAAAUAAUCAGUUGCAGAGUUUUGUUUAAGUAAACCCCAAAUACACGUUAAUUUUGUACCGGCAUGUCUAAAACAAUUGAUGAAGCGCAACGUACUUUCUAAUUAUUUUUUAAUUUUUUCAUCUCAGAAAAGGUUGUGUCUGGGACUCUGGGAUGUAACAAAUGGGUAUCCUUGAUUUUGGUCACGAAAAUGUUACAUUUUAUUCAAAGAAAAAAUAGUUCGAAUCAA